AUGUUACGUUCAAAACUAUCUCGCCUCGGGUCUAUAUUUUAUCGAGAGAGCUUUUUACACAAGCUUUACUCACAAACUGUGUUAAAAGUCACAGACCCAGCCGUUCAAACUUACCUAAAACAUUUAAUGAUUGAAUACGAUACUCUUCAUACAAAACAGCGAAAAUCGUUUGAAGAAACUAGGCGCUUACACGAGAUCAAACCUAUAGUCAGUGUAUUAGAACAACGGAUAGCACUUUACGAUAGCAUAGAAUCACUAAAGGAACUGAACAAAAAGGACGACAACGACGAGGAAAUAAAGAAGAUGAUAAAGGAAGAAGCACAGAUAUACCUUGCACGGCUCACCGAAGUCGACGAUGAUUUAAAAUCAAUUCUCUUAGAGCCCUGUUUGACCAAUGGUGGAGUUGUAUUAGAAGUGACAGCUGGUGCGGGAGGCCAAGAAGCUAUGUUAUUUGCUAAGGAGUUAUUUGAAAUGUACAAAGCUUACGCAGAUUAUAAAGACUGGGAAGUUGAUAUUGCAUCUUUUGAAGAGUCUGACAUAGGUGGUGUCAGGAAAGCAUCAAUGUUAGUUAAAGGAUUGGGUGCUUCAGAGUUAAUGAAGAUGGAAGCUGGAGUCCAUAGAGUGCAAAGGAUACCAGUUACAGAGAAGGGUGGACGUAUUCAUACUAGUACAGUGUCUGUGGCUGUUCUGCCGCAGGCAACAGAGGUAGAGUUGAAUAUUCCAGAAAGGGAUAUAAUUAUAGAAACAAAGAGGGCUAGUGGUGCUGGUGGCCAGCAUGUUAACACCACAGAUAGUGCCGUUCGGCUUACUCACACACCCACAGGUACAGUUGUAGAAUGUCAAGAAGGAAGAUCACAGAUUAAAAAUAGAGAAAUUGCAAUGGAAAAACUAAGAGCAUUACUACUUCAGAAGCAAAUUGAAGAGCAGUCUUCGAAAAUCAAUAAUGAGAGAAAAUCACAGAUUGGCUCAAGCAAUCGCAAUGAGAAAAUUAGGACAUACAAUUACCCUCAGGAUAGAGUGACUGAGCAUAGAGAGGGUGGCAUCAAUGUACCAAGUCUGAAGGUAUUCAUGGAUGGAGGAGAACAGCUUGAGAAGCUUCAAGAGUCUUUGUUGAAACAGCAUAGAUAUCAAAUACUCAUGGCCGAGGUGAAUGAUUUUAUUAGUAAAAAUAAAGUACAAAAUUAA
Molecule: messenger RNA, 1185 nt
Organism: Leptosia nina
Lineage: Eukaryota; Metazoa; Arthropoda; Insecta; Lepidoptera; Pieridae
Source: the annotation of a GenBank genome assembly